Messenger RNA from Bipolaris zeicola 26-R-13, 372 nucleotides. RefSeq lists its product as uncharacterized. The record is from RefSeq and is a predicted model, not a curated record. NCBI's taxonomy places the organism in Eukaryota, Fungi, Ascomycota, Dothideomycetes, Pleosporales, Pleosporaceae. The transcript has 2 exons. The coding region runs from base 1 to 372 and encodes 123 amino acids.
AUGUGGGCGGGAGUGCUUGGAUGUUUUGAGCAACGAGCGUCGCAAGCUGCCAAGGAGCGCGAAGUCCAAGUCGUCGAGUCGUCGAGCAGGCGGGCGACAGGACCACGGCAGGGCCCUCGCAGCAGCCAAGGCCGCAAGCCGGCUUGUUCGGAGGUUAUCGCUACGGCCAUGGGAAGAUGGGGGCAUGGGGACAUGGGGACAUGGCGGCAUAUAUGUGGACAAAGAGGGCAAGAUGCGACGAUGCAAAGAGCUGAGCAGCCCUCGCCCCGACCAGACGACAGCAUGCACAUAAUCAUGUGCGCUAUAGCGGCUAGUCCGUUAUACCUCCUUGUGCAUAGUACACGAACCACUACAUGGGAACAAUACAAUUGA